Messenger RNA from Salarias fasciatus (jewelled blenny), 7194 nucleotides. RefSeq names its product nucleoporin 210 (gene nup210). The record is from RefSeq and is a predicted model, not a curated record. The transcript is spliced from 40 exons. Lineage: Eukaryota; Metazoa; Chordata; Actinopteri; Blenniiformes; Blenniidae. Bases 425 to 6088 code for a protein of 1887 amino acids. Gene Ontology annotation, cellular component: nuclear pore.
UUGCUAAUGGCGGGUAUUGUACAAACAUGCGUAAUUUAUGCUACUGUUCGCUAACCGUGAGUGUUGAUGUAAAACUUUGGAUUCCAAAAUAACGACCGGCUUUCGGGGAAGAAUUGACUGUUAGGAUAAGCACAGUGAGGUCGUGAAAAAGGGCGCCGUGGUACUUUGAGAGUGUAAUCAUCAUGUGUCGGCGGCUCCGUUAACUCAAGUCAAACCGAAACCGAACAGGAAGACGGCGUGGAGGAGGUUAGCUACAGGGGGGCGAUGCUAGCUCACCUUGGCGUUUCUGUCAGCGCCGUAGCGCCAAAACUACAGCACAGAUAGCUGCAUUAGUGGGCCGGAGUAAGUUUGGCAGGUGUAUAAACUUAGCUUUCAUUCAUUCCGACCGACGCACACUCGUAAAUCAACUCUCCCGGAUCGUGAAAUGGGGCCGUUACGACUUCUGGUGUUGCUGUUGGCAUUAGUGACAUCCGUUAACCCGGUUAGCGGUUCCUCCAAACUAAACAUCCCCAAAGUGUUGCUGCCGCUCGCGCGAACUACGAGGAUCAACUUCACUUUGGAGACUACUGAAGGCUGCUACAGAUGGUCUUCCACCAGGCCAGAGGUCGCCAGCAUCCAAGCUGUGGAUGAAGAGAUGGACAGAGACUGCUCGCGGAGAGCUGUUCUCCAUGCUCACUCCACCCAUCCGUCCAGACUCACCAGCAUAAUUUUAGCUGAAGAUGUUGUGACGGGGCAGAUCCUACGCUGUGACGCUAUUGUGGACAUCAUCAGUGAAAUCCAGAUCGUGUCCACCACCAGAGAGCUCCAUCUGGAGGACUCGCCACUGGAGCUUAAAAUUCACGCACUGGACUCUGAAGGAAACACCUUCAGCACCCUUGCUGGUCUUGUGUUUGACUGGACCUUAGUGAAAGAUGUAGAUGUGAACGGAUUCUCCGACUCCUAUAGUUCAUUACGGGUUCUUAAAUUCUCCGAGUCCACAUAUAUGCCCCCCGGAUACAUAUCUGAAAUGGAGCGUGUUGGGAAGCAGGGUGACAUUAUUUUGGUGUCAGGACUGAAAACAGGACACGCCAAGCUGAAAGCUAAAAUACAAGAGCCACUGUAUCAGGAUGUGGGGGCAGCGGAGGUGAGGCUGCUCAUCUUGGAGAACAUCCUGCUGAGCCCUGCGCACGACGUCUACUUGCUGGCCGGAAGCUCCAUCCGAUACAGAGUCCUGAAGAUACGACAGGGCACAAUCACAGAACUCUCCAUGCCUUGUGAUCAAUAUGAGCUGCACCUUCGCAACGGUGUGAUUGGCCCUGAUGGGAAGCCAGAUGUUGCUGUGGCCAGUCUGGAUCAAAGCACUUCGACAGUCACAGCAGUUCAGCUGGGACACAUCAAUGUAGUGCUGGAUCAUAAAAGCCUUCGGAUGCAGGGAGUGUCCCGCCUCCCCAACAGCACCUUGUAUGUUGUUGAACCCGGCUACAUAGGUUUCAAGAUUUAUCCCGGAGACAGCUGGGUUCUUGAAGCAGGCAGAGUUUAUAACAUCCUCAUUGAAGUGUUUGAUAAAACCAGCAACAAAAUUUACCUUUCUGAUAAUGUCCGUAUCGGAACUGAAUUCCCUGCUGAGUAUUUUGAAGUCCUGGAAUCUUCCACAAAUGGAUCGUAUCAUCAUGUCAGAGCUCUCAAAGAAGGCCUGACUGUCAUUGAGGCUUCCCUAAGAGCGGUUGUCGAUCAAAGGGGAACGCUUGUGGAACUCACCAACCCAGUCCACAGUGCACAGGACGUGGAAAUCUAUAAUCCCAUAAUCCUCAAUCCCAGCAUUCUCACAUUUCCAUGGCAACCCAAAGUUGGAGCUUAUCAGUACACAAUAAAGGCGACAGGAGGGAGUGGAAAUUUCAGCUGGACUUCCUCCAAUACAGCUGUGGCCACAGUGACCGUCAAAGGAGUGAUGACUACAGUCAGUGACAUUGGCGUCAGCGUCAUUUAUGCUCAUGAUCUACGUAACGCACUACACUUUGGCCAAAUGAAGGUGUUUGUCGUUGAGCCUGUCGCGAUGGACUUCGCCCCUUGCCCAGUAGAGGCCAGGUUGGGGAACGUUCUGGAUCUACCCCUCAGGAUUUUCGGCCUCCUGGAGGAGGGCGAGAAAGAACGCGUCAUGUUGAGCGACUGUUCCCACUUCGACUUGCUGGUUGAGGAGGAAAAUCAGGGCGUCUUUGAGCUCCUGGAUGGGAGAUUGGCUCCCGGCCAGGACCACUGCAGUGGAGUGCGAGCCAAAGCCUUGACCCCCGGGUACACCGCAGUCACCGUCAGCUACACUCACGGCAGCGUGCACCUCAGUGCCAAGAUCACCAUCGCUGCUUAUCUGCCUCUCAGAACGGUCGACCCUGUAAAUGUGGCUGUGGUGACGCUGGGAUCCUCUAAAGACAUGCUGUUUGAAGGCGGACCACGUCCUUGGGUUUUAGAGCCCUCGAAGUUCUUCUGCAACUCGAGAGCUGAGGAUGAAGCCACUGUGAGCCUCACUCAAACUAGUCCCUCUUCUCACAACUAUAAUCAGCACUGGGUGAGAGCGACCUGCAGGGAGCUGGGAGAGCAGGUACUGGAGAUAAUGGUUGGGAACAGACCCAGUGUAACCAACCCUUAUCCCGCUGUGGAGCCAGCUGUGGUGAAGUUUGUGUGUGCCCCCCCGUCUCGUUUCACCCUGGUCCCGGUCUACACCAGCCCGCAGCUGGAGCUGACCUGCCCGCUGCUGCAGCAGAACAAACUCAUGGUGCCUGUUUCAAACUACCGGAACCCCGUUCUAGACUUGGCUGCUUUUGAUCACCAAGGAAGAAAGUUUGACAACUUCAGCUCUCUGAGCUUGUCAUGGGAGUCGACAAAGGCUUCCCUGGCCAGCAUUGAACCCUCAACUCCCAUGGACCUUCUGCUGCUCAAGGACAACAACAAACAGAUGAAGCUUCACGGACGUCAGACAGUGGCGGUCCACCGACAGACGGGCAUCGCUGCCAUCACAGUGACAGCUGUGGGUUACCAAGAUUCACAUCUAACAGCAGCGCAGGUUCCCAGUUCAUACGAGCCCUUGAUCCCGGUCUCAUCCACUCUGGAGCUGCUAUUAGUUGAAGAUGUUAAGAUCUCUCCUGAGACGGUGACCAUUUACAACCACCCAGAUGUGCGGGCAAAUCUGGUUCUUCAAGAGGGUUCAGGACACUUUUAUGUCAAUACAAGUGUUAAAGACAUUGUGGAUGUGACAUUCCAGGAGGCCAAAGGAACAGCUCAGGUUUCUCCCAUCCAUCCAGGCGUGGUAAAGGUCAUGGUUCAUGACCUCUGUGUGGCUUUUCCAGCACCUGCCAAAGCCACAGUACACGUCACCGACAUCCUGGAGGUUUAUGUGAGAGUGGUUGACAAGGUGGAGAUUGGCAAAUCCGUGAGGGCCUACGUCAGAGUCCUGGAUGACGAGAAGAAGCCCUUUCCAGCAACUUUUUUCAAAUUCAUGAAUCUUAAACUCAAGGCAGCUUCAGCAAUCGUCACUUUAAAACCGGUGGUGGAUUCAGCCGAACACGACACCGCCGUGUUUCUGGUCAAAGGUCUGUCUGUCGGGCAGACCACCCUGUCGGCUUCUGUUGUGGGGAAAAGUGGAAGAAAAAUAACUUCCGCUCCCCAGCAAAUUGAAGUGUUUCCUCCAUUCAAGCUCAUCCCAAGAAAAAUGACACUGCUGAUCGGUUCAAUGAUGCAGAUCACAUCAGAGGGUGGCCCGCAGCCGCAGUCCAACAUCCUUUUCUCCAUCUCUGAGGAGGAGAUCGCCUCUGUGAGUCCCAUCGGCCACGUCAGGGGGAACGCCGUCGGUAACGUCACCGUGACCGGGCUCGUCCAAGCCAUCGAUGCCGAGACUGGGAAGCUCGUCGUCGUGUCUCAGGAUCAAGUAGAAGUGGAGGUUGUGGUUUUGACCGCCAUUCGAAUCAGAGCGCCGAUCACACGGAUGAAGACAGGAUCAGAGAUGCCGGUCUAUGUGAUGGGCUUGACCAACAGUCAGACGCCCUUCUCCUUUGGCAGUGCUCUGCCUAGCCUCACCUUCCACUGGUCCACCACCAAGAGGGGCAUCCUGGAUGUCCAGCCCAGACACGUUGAGGCUAAUGUGGAGCUUCAGUCAGAGCACAACUUCGGCAUGAGGGUGACUGGCAAGUCGAGAGGGCGGACCGGGCUGAAAGUGGUGCUGAGAGUCACUGACCCCAAGGCUCGGCAGCUCGUGGGCAACCUGCAGGAGCUCCAAGACGAGAUCCAGAUCCAGGUUUAUGACAAGCUGCACAUGCUUAAUCCCAAAGUGGAGACUGAAGAGUUACUGAUGGCUCCUAACUCGGUCCUCAAACUCCAGACUAACAGGGAUGGCGUGGGCGCGCUCUCCUACCGGAUGCUGGAUUGCCCCGACCAGCUUGUUAUCGCUGAAGUGGAUGAUAAGGGCUUGCUCUUCGCUGGCUCUCUUACCGGGACCUCUUCUCUGCUGAUCACCUCACAAGAGACCUUCGGUGUCAAUCAAACGCUCAUUGUUGCUGUGAAGGUGGUGCCCGUGUCCUACGUGCGCUUCACGACCAGCCCGGCGCUCUACACGCAGACCAAAGAGAACCUGAAAGCCUUCCCGCUGGGAGUCGUGCUCACCUUUGCUGUCCACUUCCAUGCCAGCACAGGGGAGACUCUGCACAGCUCCAACUCCCUCCUCACGUUUUCCACAAAUAGAGACGACCUCGUCCAAGUUGGCGUCGGGCCGAGUAACCAUACCCUGACUGUAACAACCAUCAACGUCGGGCUCACCCUGCUCGCCGCGUGGGACCGGGAAAACACGGGCGUGGCGGACUACGUUCCAAUUCCUGUCGAUCACGCGAUCAGCAUGCUGGACGUCCACAAGCUGGUGGUGGGAGACGUGGUGUGCUUUCAUGUCCAGCUGAGCAGCCCGGAUGGUGUUCUCGGUACUUGGAGCUCCUCAGCAAAUGGCGUUCUCCAGGUGGACCCGAAGACUGGCGCCGCUGUAGCCCGAGACUCUGGAACCGUCACCGUGUUCUAUGAAAUACCCGGCACACUGAAGACAUACAGAGAGGUUACAGUGGAAGCUCCCACCACCAUUACAGCCAUGUCGCAGUCUGCGCCGGUCACCAGCGGCAAGAAGACAAAAGUCCUGCUCACGACCAGAGAAAGAGGAACCAACCUCAUUGGAACUUGUUCGUCGGCCCAGACUGAAGCCAUCUCCCAGCUGCAGCCGGAGACGUCUGUGAGCUGCCAUCUGAGCUUCAGCAGCGACACCGUGGACUUUCCUGCCAGCGACGUCUUGGAAACACGCGUCAGCUUCGACUCCAGCCUCGGCCUCUACGCCUGUUCCAUGACCUUGCAGCUCAUGACGGACCAGCAGACCCGUGUGCUCAGCAUUUCUAUGACCAACCUGCUGGUGAAGGGAGGCCUGGAGGGCAGCGCCUUCUCAGGGGAGCAAGUCGGCGCCCGGCUGCCCAUCGAGCUGGGCCUCUACUCCGACCAGACCGAGCUGCUGCUCUCAAACCUGCAGCCAUCAGCUGAACUCACGGUCUUCGGUCCCCUCGCCGCCCUGUCCAGCAUGAAGGUGGCGUCCACUUCGCCCAACAUCGCCGUGCUGGAGAAGGAGACUCAACAGGGCUUUCCCAGCUCGUCCAAGUACAGCGUCUUCGCCGUGGACCCUCAAGCAGCAGUCACCGCGUCCAUCUCCAUCAGCAACCCGUCCUCCGGCCAGAGCCUCGUCAUCCCGGUCACUUUGAUUCAUAUCGCUGACCCCAGUGCUGCAGCGCAAGAUCCUCCUCCAGUUGUUAACUGGGACGGCGGCCACUCCCUCCACAGCUUCAUAAACUGCUACCAGAUGAUGUUCUGCACCCUGUUCGCCCUGCUGGCUGGAACCGCCAUCCUCAUCAUCGUCCUCAGCUCUUUCUUCUCCCCAAGACAACAGGCCUACCACCCUGCGUUCACCCAGAGGACGCCCCCACCUCUCACCUCAGGUUUAAAUUCGCCGGACACAAAAUCCUUCAACAACAGUGUACCGCGGCUGGACCUCAGCCCCAGCAGCCCCAGGGCCCGUCUGUAUUCUCCAGGCUACAGUACCUGAUAAAAAGCCUCGGCGCCCACAUCUUUUCCUGAAAAUGCGAAACACCUCAGGCCAUUAAUACAUACAGAAUGUGCCUCCGUCCCUCAGGAUGAACAGUCUGGGUGUGACAGCAAACCUCGGUACCGAGUCAAAGAAACCUUUCUACAGGAUCUAUAAGUUAAUCCGACGGGGCUAUUUCCAGUUUUCCUGUGUGGAAAUGUGUGAUGUACAUAUAUAAAUUAAAUGCUUAUUUUUAUGUGUUGCCAUGGAAACCCUUUUUAUAUACGAGACCACUUCAUUUAUGACUGACGCGAUUUGAAGAAGUUUGGGGCUCAUAUCGAUUUGCUUUUUUGUGUUUGUUUGACGUUUGUGUUGCUGUUUUGUUUCACUUGUUGAAUUUUUGUAACUCAGGAUUAACCAACAGAGCAAAACCAGCUUGAAAGGUAUUUAUUUUAAUGAGCAGCGCCAAUAUUUUGUUGUUCCUUUUCUGUUUUGGAAAAGUAGUUGUUCACUGAAUCCGUCCCGCUCACUGGUGACAAACCCUUCCAAUGUGCAUUGUUCUCUCCGGCCGCCGUUCGUUCGUUCGUUCGUUUGUUCGUUCGUUCGUUCGGUCCGUCCGUUUCCCUUCUGGGGCAUUUUCCAGGGAAUCUAACUUCCCAGCUAUUCAAUUAAACCGAGUUCUUGAGCCACACAACAAGCAGCUCCUCUUUCAGUGAUUAAUGUGAAAUGGUAACAAAAUGUGAAACAUAGUUCUUCUUUCAUUUUAAAUCCCAGUCGGUGCAUUAGAGAAGCACUCGAGUGUGAUCUGCUCGUCACUCCAGAGAAUCUAACGUUUCUCUUUCUGUUGCUCUUUUUUUUUUUCCCAGAAGAGGUGACUGUAGCAGUGUUGAAUCGCUGACACAUCAAUGUGUGACUGUGUUUUAAAUUAUUUUUCUACUUCAAAGAGGAAAAAAAAUGACAAGGAAUUGUAUUUGUUUUUUUUUUUAGUACGUGCUUUAAAUUUGUAGCUAUCUAUGCCUUACAAUCACUUCUUAUCAGCUUUUGGCACAUGAUUCAGGCACAUGUUGGUUUGUUUGUGUGAUUCUACUUUUGCAUUUUGAAAAUAAAGCCUUGACUUUUCAUGUUCA